Anolis carolinensis (green anole) is the source of this 2028-nucleotide messenger RNA. RefSeq names its product FANCD2 opposite strand protein. Lineage: Eukaryota; Metazoa; Chordata; Lepidosauria; Squamata; Anolidae. Bases 430 to 966 code for a protein of 178 amino acids. The record is from RefSeq and is a predicted model, not a curated record. The transcript has a single exon.
GGCUUCUCCUUAAUCUCUCCUUAUUAUCCAACAUAUUCGCUUAUCCAACAUUCUGCUGUCCCAUUUAUCUUCAAUAAGUGAGACUUUACUGUAUUAUAAAACCCAGUACUUGGUCUGUGUAGACACUACCUAGUCUACUACUUUCUCUGAAAGUGAUUGAUACUCUGUCCUACUGAAAAUGGGUUAAAGAACAUUUUAAGGUUCGAAAAGUAUUCAUGACAAGAGUCUCCUUAUCUGGAGCUUUCUAAGCUGUCGGGAAUGCUUGGUUGUGUGCUUCUGCUGGGAAGAAUGGAGUUGGGUUGGAGGGCCAUUGUGGCCUCUUUGGAUUCUAUGGGCCUGUGAUUCUAUGAAGAGGUUCCAAGCCAGCUGUGCUCACAAAGGCUUGCCAAAGGUCACAAUGCGGUGCCGGAUGGGUGUGUGUCCAAGGCCAUGGCUGGCGAGUACCAGCUGUGGGCACCCCACUCCCCUCUGGACGAGUCCCUGCGGUGGCUGAGGGGCCCACCUCCUAGAGCCACAUUCAGCACCAGGCCCCCCUUCCCCAGGGGCCGGAGCCCGGACGCUGCUGUUACUGCCGCCGACCUGGAGGUGCAGCUCUGCUUCCAGGGCCUGAGCUUGGUGUUGGAGCCCGGGGUCAAGGGGGCAACCAGACCCGCCUUCAGAGCAGCCGGAGAGGCCCGUGGGCAGGUGACCAGGGUGCAGAGGCCCCAGGCGGUGCGCCUGCGAGGGCUGGACACGGUCUUCGGCCAGAGGGUGACUGUGCGACCUCCCCGCUGGACUGGCUCCCUGAGGGCCUCGGAGCCAUCGGCCUUCCGCCCAGUGGUCAGCCCCCGCCAGCGCUGGCCCCGCGGCCUCCGGGAGCCCCAGGCCCACGCGGCCACCAACCUCUGCCGACAGAUGCUGCGCGCCAUCCUCCUGCUCUACGCCGCCUACAAGAAGUGCGCCUGGACCUUACAGCACUCCUGCUGAGGGUCGGAGCCAGGGAUGGAUGUGCGGCAAGGCUCUACUCAUCCCCUUCCUCUCCUUUUGCUCUUUGCAUCUCUUACUGCAUCUUCCACACUGUGCCAUUAUCUCCCGUCUUCUUCCUCUCCUGCCCUGAGCACCUCUUACUCAAUCUCCGGUGCCAUAUUGCGAAGGGAGAACCCAGCGGAUUCUGCACUGGAGAAUGAAAGCAAUCGCACAUCAUCUCCAUGGUAACACUGUCCCCUAAGGAGUUAUAAUUCACCAAGGGCUUUGCCAUAAAUAUACAUUUUUAAAAACCUUUUCCAGACUUUCAGAAGUUCGAGGCAUUGGGAGAUCGGGAGCGGACCAGCAGCGAUUUCAUCCCCUAAAGAUUCUCUAUCUAACCCUUCAAUAAAUUGUAUCUAUUUUUCAUUAUUUUUCUGUGUAGGUUGUGUCCUUUGAUUAUAUCUGUUUUUUAUAUAAAUGUAUAAACUGUCUUAUGAAGAUACAGACAUUAAUUAAUCAGCCCCAGAGGGCUUUUAAUAAUCUAUCACAUUGCAUUUUAGUUCUAGUGGUCCCUCCAGGCCAUCCUCUCCUCCAUCCCAGUGGUCUUUUUUUUUCCCUCUUUCUUUGCGGAUUCAUGUUAUUUGAGUGAUUAUAUUCCUUCUGCUUAUGUGAUUGUUUUAGUCAAUUGUUAUGUUUUGUUUUCGUUUCUAAUUCUUAUAGCGUUUUAUAGUGUUUUCAGUGUUUUAUUGUACAAUGUUUUAUGCUGAUUUUAUAUUGGAAACCGCCCUGAGUCCCUUUUGGGAGAGAGGGCGGUAUACAAAUAAACUUUUACUUACUUACUUACUUACUAUCCUAUAUUUAUCAUGGUCUUACCAUUUAUGUGUUUUAAAUGUAAUUUUUUAAUCCUGUAUUGUUGUUUAAUUGAUAUACUAUAUUACUGUUUUAUCUUUUUUUAUAUUGUGAUUUGUACUAUGUUGUUUAUACUUUGUCCUAUGUUGUUUGGGCCGUUGCCCCAUGUAAGCCACCCCGAGAUCCUAUGGGGAGAUGGUGGCGGGGUAUAAAUAAAGUUUAUUAUUAUUAUUA